Messenger RNA from Drosophila suzukii, 1284 nucleotides. The record is from RefSeq and is a predicted model, not a curated record. Lineage: Eukaryota; Metazoa; Arthropoda; Insecta; Diptera; Drosophilidae.
AUGAGCACACGUGAGACGAGGAGCGAAGCGCGCAAGAUGUUGCCUGCCCACCAGCCGUCCGGAGGAUCCAACCCGGGGCAAGGAUGGUCGACAGCCCGGCCUACCCGAACCUCGCGGCGGAUCUCCGGGCGGGGCGUCCCCGAGCCGGUCAUCAGCUCCGACAGCGACGUCGAGUUGGUAGAAGACCCACGGGUGGAGGAGCGGCGAUGGCGGCUUCGCAAAGCGGUCAACAGGGCCGACGGCCGCAUCCCGACUGGCGCGGCGGAGGUAGAGUGGGCCAGCGAAGAGCCGCCCCAGGACCAGCUGGCUCUCAGUAGCCAUGCCGAGGCUGUGGUAGCGGCUACAUGGGAAUUUCGACGGAAGUGCGAGGCGCGAAGGCGGAACGAGGAGCGGCGGUUGAAGGAGAUGGAGGAGUCGCCGGAGUGCCAGGCCCAACUGCGGAUGGCCGAGGAGGAGGAGCAGCAGCUGUGGGAAAACCCAGGUGGCAGAAGACUGGGCGUCCUCACCUCCGCGGUGGCUGCCCGAAAUCCCGCCCACACCGCGGUACGAGGGGUCACCACAGUGGACACCAGCACGACCACCCACGCCGAGCACCAGCUCGAACGCGAGCAGCCACCACCGCAGCAUCAGCCACCACCGCAGCAGCAGCACGAACGCGGGCAGCCACCACCGCAGCAGCAGCCCGAACGCGAUCGACGCCGGCAGCACGAGACCGAUCCGCCGCAGCAACAACACAUCCGGACGGACAUACCGGCGGCCCAUACGGUUGUCUGGACCUGGCCGGAGGGACCCGCGGAGGAGACGGCGGCGACGGAGGAGCCAAGAAUCUGGGAAGAGAGUGGUCCUCGGGUGAGCCCGCUGGAUCCCAGGACCCGCGGCAGACCGGAGCAUUGGGCCGCACCGACACCGAGCACCGGACCGACGACGCCAAGGACAGGGCCAUCGACGCCCAUGCCAACAGGGAGCGCGACGGUAACCGCGGAGCCAGAUGAGCGAGGACCCUGGGUGCGGCCUGAGCCCGUGGAAAGCGGCCGACCUCCGCUCAAGCGGCAGCACUCGGCGCCCGAAGUGUCCGAGGUGGUUUCGGCGCCGGAGGGCCAGCGAUGGCGAGAGAUCGCGGAGCACGAGUGGCCCGAAGGGAUCGCGGAGGCACCGGCGGUGAAGGAGGUUCGCAUCCUGGGCGGCAGGCGCAGCGUGCGGGGAUGGAGAGAGGGGCGCGCGUUCCGCGUCCGGUUGGGGCUGGCGGGCACGAGAGUGUUCGAGGAGCGCCCGAAUAAAGUUUGA